Messenger RNA from Cuscuta campestris, 2347 nucleotides. Lineage: Eukaryota; Viridiplantae; Streptophyta; Magnoliopsida; Solanales; Convolvulaceae. The record is from the annotation of a GenBank genome assembly.
AUCCCACUGGUCAAACCGUUAAGGACUAGUGACGUGGGCAUUACAACAGAUUUCUCUAUUGAACUUCCCAAACCCCAAAUCUGAAUUAACUCGCGAUGGAGAAGACGGAUUGGUAGUAGGAUCAUCGAUCCUGGAAAUACUCAUCAGGAUGGAGCUUCUGAGUCCAUGAUAUUGUGGCGUCGGCGACCAGCUCCAUCUGCGGCACUUCCGAUAGCUUCAAUCACAAUCUAAAGUCUAAACAUAGUUCAUCUAAUUAUACAACCGACUGAGAGACCGAGCAAUCCACACAUCAAGUUCCUGCAUUCCGUUCACGCCUUCAGUGCUGCUUGAGGAACUUGCGCAUAUUUUCUUUGGCGGUGAUUAACUAUUCUUUUCGAUCCUGGACUUGUGUUAAACGACUGAAUCGAUUCUGGAUUUUUGGAUUGGGGGGAUUUUUCCUUCUGGAUUUUCAAAUUCGAGCUCCUUCCUUCAAUUCCUGCACCCCAUUAAGAAUUUGGAUUUUGGGCGAAUCAUUCUGUUGAAUCAGUAUUAAUCAUUAUAAUAGGCUGUGGCUUUCCGGGUGGAAAGCAAAAAUGGGGAAAGUAGCGGUAGCAUUCAUUGCAAGCUUGUGGGUGAUUCCCGUAUCAGUUCUAGUCAAUCUCAUUGUCCCUGAGCCUUACAUGGAUGAGAUAUUUCAUAUACCUCAAGCUCAACAAUACUGCAAAGGCAAUUUCACAAGCUGGGAUCCAAUGAUAACCACUCCUCCUGGCUUGUACUUUGUGUCGCUUGCCCAUGUUGCUUCUCUAUUUCCAGGGCUAACCUCCAUGCAAGUGGCCUCAUCUUUUUCAGAAACUUGCACCACCCCAAUUUUGCGCCUUGUCAAUGGUGUUUUGGCUGUAAUUUGCAGCAUUCUGGUUUAUGAUCUAAUCACACUUCUUAAGCCAGGUCUCAGUGACAAGAAAGCAACUUUUCAGGCAGUUGUCUUAGCUUUGUAUCCCCUUCACUGGUUCUUCACAUUUCUUUAUUAUACUGACGUUGCGUCACUAGCUGCAGUUCUUGCCUCUUACCUCAUGAGUCUCAAGAAGAAUUAUCCCUUCAGUGCAUUGCUCAGUGCUUUGGCUGUGUUUGUGCGACAAACAAAUAUUGUGUGGAUGAUAUUCAUAGCGUGCACAGGAGUUUUAGAUUUUACUCUUGAUCGCCAGAAGGACAACAGGAAGUAUGCUGACUCUGAAGAACUCGUUCAGGAAGACACUAUGUUACCUUCUAAUCAGAUGAGAUCAAACAUGAGAAAACGUAGAACUGCUACUCAUGCUAAUACGCAGAGCCAUUCGAAUAGCCAGACGACUGCAAGUUCCUCGCACAAUGCAUCAGACUUGUUUGAUGAUUUAAGAGAUGUUGUGUCAUCAUCAUGGAAGAUGAAGUGGAAUCUUUUGGCUUCUUUUUAUCCAUUCUUUAUAACAUUGUUGGGUUUCAUCGCUUUUGUGCAUUGGAAUGGGAGUAUUGUUCUUGGUGCAAAGGAAGCACAUGCUGUUUCCCCCCAUUUUGCACAGGUUCUGUAUUUCAGCUUGGUAUCUGCCCUUUUUAUGGCACCCGUCCACUUCUCUCCAGUGAAAUUCUUACAGAUAGCUCCGUCAUUCUGGAGGAGUCAUAAUAAACUGAUUAGCCUCUUUAAAUUGUCACUGGCCUUGACUGCUGGUUUCAUAUCGGUGCAUUUUUUUAGCAUUGCUCAUCCCUAUCUCCUGGCCGAUAAUCGCCACUAUACCUUUUAUCUUUGGAGGAAGGUCGUAAAUCGCCACUGGUUGAUGAAGUACCUUCUUGUUCCGGUUUCCACGUAUCUGUGGCUUUCCAUCUUCAGUAUCUUAGAAAGGCAGAAAAGGCUAUGGGUGGUGGCAUACUUCUUAGCAACUGCAGCUACCCUUAUCCCUGCUCCACUCAUAGAGUUCAGAUACUUUACCAUUCCAUUCUUCUUUCUGAUUCUCCAUUCCCAUGUUAACGACGACAGAAGUUGGUUCGUGAUGGGACUGAUGUACGCUGCCGUUAACUGCUUUACUAUGUUCAUGUUCUUGUUUCGGCCAUUCUCUUGGACUCCCCGUGAAACUGCGGUCCAACGGUUCAUAUGGUAAGCGUUUCUUAAAACAAAUUACGGAGUGCAUUACCAAAAGAAGAUAGUAUAUGUGUUUUUUACGGAGUACUUUUUAGCUUGAAAAAACUUUUUACUGCCUUUGCCCCUUUGUUUUACUCCGAAUUAUCUACAGAUUCUGUUGAAGUAUCUAGCCAAGGGGGCAGUUAUUUUUACUAUCAAUUGUUUGCAGCUUACAUUAAAAUUGAGAACAUCUUCAAAAAUUUGAAAUGAAUAGUAACAUUAAAU